Messenger RNA from Drosophila nasuta, 1838 nucleotides. Its product is annotated as UDP-glycosyltransferase UGT5-like. Gene Ontology annotation, molecular function: UDP-glycosyltransferase activity. Bases 419 to 1627 code for a protein of 402 amino acids. The transcript is spliced from 2 exons. The record is from RefSeq and is a predicted model, not a curated record. Lineage: Eukaryota; Metazoa; Arthropoda; Insecta; Diptera; Drosophilidae.
UGCUUCGCAUUGGAACUACUUCGCUAAAAGUGAUUUAAGUUUAGAAUGCGCAUGCAACGCCUUCCCCUCGAGGUGAUUGGCCUUGCGGUGCUCUUGUUACCCGUGGGUCAAACAUGGGCUGCCAGAAUACUACUUGUAAAUCCCUACGAUAUGCAUUCGCAGUGCAGUCUUUUGACACCAUUUUUGCAGGCACUGAGGGAUCGUGGUCAUGAAUUGACUUUAAUACACGCGUUUGCAAAUUGUCCAAUCACAAAACAGUUACACUCCAUACACGUAAAAGAUCAAUAUGAAACGGCGCAGGAACUGAAUUACGAUGACGACUGGGCCAUAACCAAAUGGAGUGAAGUGAACUCUAUACGCAACUUUUUUAGUGAAAGUCUGUCUGAAUGUGCUAGUCAAUGCAGAGGUUCAGAAUCUAAUGCGCGCCAACAUUAGCUAUGAUUUAUUUGUGAUAGAGCCAUCCAAUACAGACGCACUCUUCGGCUUGGCAGCACAUUUCAAUGCCACCUUGAUGGGCCUUGCAACGUGGGGUGGUGAUUGGAACUUGGAUUCUUUGGUGGGACACUCGGCUGCAUCGACAUUUGAACCUAUUAUGCCAAUUGGUUUUAAACGUAGCCUUACACUUUUGGACCGCUUUUACAAUUGGAUGCUUAUAUCUGAGGAAUGGCUUUUGCACAAGCUCAUUUUUCUUCCAGGACUGCGUGCAGUGCAUGAUCACUUCUUUGGUCAUCUAACACAGAGUUUUGAGGAUAUACGUCAGAACUUUUCGCUGAUAUUGUUGAACCAGCACUUCAGCCUAUUCGAUUCCCGUCCAAAUGUGCCUAGCCUCAUUGAAGUUGGUGGAAUGCAUGUGCCCAAGAAGCGGCCUGAGUUGCCACCUGAUCUCGCUAAGUUUGUUGAAGACUCCCCACAUGGUGUAAUCUUGAUGUCCCUCGGCACGGAAUUACGCAGCAGCGAUUUACCAAUGGAAACCUUGUCCAUAAUAUUGAAUACUUUUGAGACAUUGCCGCAACGGAUAAUUUGGAAAUUUGAAGGCGACAAACGACCAAAUACAAGUGCGAAUAUCUACAUGGACGAGUGGCUGCCUUUGCAAGCAUUAUUGGCACACCCAAAUGUACGACUAUUUAUCAGUCAUGGAGGAAUGCUGGGAACUUUAGAAGCAGCAUAUUAUGGCAAACCAGUCUUGGGCAUGCCAUUAUUUUUUGAUCAGAUCCGUAAUGUGGAGCGAAUGAAGGAAGCAGGUGUAGCCAUAAUGAUGGACACUCUUGAAAUGACAAGGAAUGAUUUUGAAUCAGCUAUUAAACAAUUGCUUGAUCAUCCUAAGUAUUGGCAUAAUGCUCAGACAUUAUCACAAAGGUUUCGGGACCAGCCAAUGCAUCCACUGGACACGGCUGUGUAUUGGACUGAAUAUAUUGUGCGCCAUAGAGGUGCUCCAUAUAUGAGAGUGUCUCCUUCCAAUAUGAAGAUUAUGGAUUACUAUUCCGUAGACAGUUUGUUUCUGAUAUUUGCACGUCUAAGUUUCAUUAUUGGCAUCAUGAUAUAUGUGAUUCUCAAAUUGUUGCAGUGCCGUGAAAAAUUUGUUCUUCUCUAUAUUUCAAUUUGCAGACUAUUAACUGGAAACGUAUAAUUAGGAAGUUGAUGAAUUUACCAUUAUAGUUACUCUUCAAUUCUCUUAUCUAAUCUUGUGUAUGAUAAUUACCAAUUAAUUUUAGUAGAAUAUCCAUAAUUGUACAUAAAAAUACGCAAAAUGAGUACUACAACUCGGUUUAUUUGCUAAUCUUAUCGGACUCUUUGUUUUCAAUUCUUUUCUGGCAACCGACUUAAUUGAGAUUGUAAAU